ACAACGUUCUUGGGUAACUAUAGCAACCAGGCGAAAAGCUAGACCGCUAGCUAGCAAGCAUCGUCAACUCUCCUUACCUUAUUUUAUCCCCCAAACAAAUCACUAACCUUUAAAAUACCAUGCUGAAAAUGCACUAACGGUGUGUAAAUCAAAAUAUGUCGUAUGUCGACCAACAAUAUUUGAGGUGUUUGAAGUUUGGGGCUGUUUACACCGAAGAAGCCAACUUGCUAUCUCAGUCCCAUAUUUGUUACCGCUGUGUUAUUGUGAUCCAUGAUGGGCAAAGAUGUAGAGGAGGUGUCCGCGUCUCUAGUACGGGAAUAUCUCAGUCGAAAGGGCCUGAAGAAAACGAUAGCGUGCAUGGAUGAAGAGCUUCCACGGACUAAUUCAAGCGUUAAUAACAGAUCAGAUCUGCGCAGAAUACUUCACCUUGAGGGCCUUUACAAACAAAAUAAGGCUGAAGAACAUCCCUUUAAGUCUAUGUUGGAGAUGAUUGUGAAAGUUAGAAUGAGUGAAGGUGACAAAACCAAAAUACGCCACCAUGGAGACAAUGAAGCACAUCCACUGGAAAAAACCAUGUCCGUAGACAUGACUGUUAAGAGAGAACCAGAUUCUAUGGAAAGUCUGUUGUGUGAAAGUCCAAGGUUCUCUGAAAGCAACAGUGUGUCACAGCUUAUUAUUAAGCCUUCCCAAACACCUUCUGAAAAGACACUAAAAAAGAGCUUUGCUGUUCACCCUGAGAGUGAGAGAAGUGUAUACUGUUUGCCGUCCAGCCAUGAUCUCCCUACAGUGUCGAAAGAGGGAUUUCUUUCUGAGAAAAAGAUCCUAGACACUGAUAGCCAGAAAAACAGAAGCAGCAGGAUAAGACGAGGCAUUAUGGCGGGUCCCAUUGCCAGCUCUUUGCAGGAGAGUAACAGAAGACGUCCAGCCCGAAAAGCACCUUCAUCUCUUACAGCAACAACAGAGGAUUGUAGAGAAUCAGCAAACUGGACAAAUGGCCUCAAUACUACAAAUACAAAGUCUAACCCACCAGCCUCUCUUGGAGGGGAGAGCAGCAUGCUUUCUAAUUUACAUAAAGGAAUCAUAGACCACAAUGGGUUUGAGAAAAUGCCGGAAGUCAAGCAUCGCUUAAAGAAUUUGGCACCCGGCCCCAAACUGGAUGGACUCCAUGUGUUGGAAAUGGUUUUGGACGACAUAGAGAAUGAGGAGAGCUUGUGUGAUGUUCCUAGAACAUCCAUGCCAGAACGUAGUUUGGACAAGACUCCCAUGGACCAGAUGACAGCCACUGCUCUGAAGGAGAUCAUCUUUGGUUCUCCUAUGGCUUGCUUCACUGAAGAGUGGAAACAACAGAACUUUACCUUUUCAGAUACUCCAGGUUUGAAGUAUGGGAUUGUACAAAACAAGGGAGGACCCUGUGGUGUCCUUGCAGCAGUUCAGGCUUGUGUUCUACAGAAGCUUCUGUUUGAAGAAUCGAGCAGUGACUCAUUGGAUGAGAGACUGGAGGUAUCAAACGUUUUGAGGACAAAAUGUCUAUCUCGGGCUUUGGCUGACAUACUAUGGAGAGCCGGGAAUAUGAAGAGAGCCACAGUUGCAAUAAACACAGGAAGAAGUCUUUUCAUCCCGAUCGGACGUUACAAAUCAGACGGUAUUCUGGAAAUGAUAACAUACGUCACUGUUGAGACGUUGGAUGAUCUCACUUUAGUUCUUGAGAAGCAUGUUAGACAGUUUGAGUCUGGUCCCUUUGGCUGUAUUCUACUUACCAUCUCUGCAAUUCUUUGCAGAACUACUGCAACUAUACAAAGUGAUAUGGAUGUGCCCACCUCCACCCUCAUUGGAGCUCAUGGCUACUGCACACAGGAAUUGGUCAAUCUUUUGCUUUGUGGACGGGCAGUUUCAAACGUCUUUGAUGAUGAAAUGAAGCUUGAUUCUGGAAAUGGAAAUUUUACACUUCUUAAGGGAAUUAAAGCACGCUGUAACAUUGGGCUGCUGUCUUUAUUUGAGCACUAUAAUAUAUGUAAGGUUGGAUCUUACCUGAAAACUCCCAAGUUUCCAAUUUGGGUAGUGUGCAGCGAGAGCCAUUUCAGUGUGCUCUUUUGUCCCUCUGAAGACCUGGCAACCGAUCACUGCAAAGAGGAAGAGUUUGACUUGUACUAUUAUGAUGGACUGGCCAACCAGCAGGAACCAAUUAGAUUAACAGUCUAUUCAGAGUCUUGUGGCGCAGAGUCUGCUCAGAGUGACAACGCAGACAGUGAUCUCAUUCCUCCACUGGAGCUUUGCAUCAGGACCAAAUGGCGAAAUGCAGUGGUCAGCUGGAAUGAUACAGAUCCCAUUCUUUGAUAUUGCAUGCAAAAAGAGAUUUUUCUUUGUUAGCCCUGUGUGACCCCGGUAUGAUUUUAUCUGGUGUAAAUUUUCAUUAGGUUUUAUAUUUAAAAAUGCAUGAGUUUAGUAUUUCUUUUGUCUUUUAUGAUGAGCUUUUUUGCUGCCAUUCUUAAUAUCCUUAAUAUUAUUUUCAUCAUUCUGCUGCUUUUUCUUACUUUAUGUUUUGUGUUGUUGUAUGUGAAUACAGAAGUAUAAACACAGACGUAUAUUUAUAAGACAAAUGCCUUACUCCAGGGGUAUAGAUCAACACAUUCUCAAUAUUGUCAAUCAAUAUUAUAUAAAACAUUUCUUGUUUGCUGCCCCCCUCCCCAAUUUAAACCAAGAUCUAUGCCCCUGUUCUCUCUUGCUCAUUUUAUACAAUUGUUUGCAAUUACUUUAUCUUUCACAAUGUCACUUUAACAGUAUAACAUUAAGAACUGUCAUUACUUUUUUUCUUAUUCAAAUCAUGAUUAAAUUAACUGUAAUAAAGAA
Molecule: messenger RNA, 2847 nt
Organism: Rhinichthys klamathensis goyatoka
Lineage: Eukaryota; Metazoa; Chordata; Actinopteri; Cypriniformes; Leuciscidae
Gene: mindy4
Product: MINDY lysine 48 deubiquitinase 4
Exons: 18
Coding region: 271-2334 (687 amino acids)
Biological process (GO): protein K48-linked deubiquitination
Molecular function (GO): cysteine-type deubiquitinase activity; K48-linked deubiquitinase activity
Source: RefSeq, a predicted model, not a curated record